AUGGUUCCAAUGGAGUGCAAGCUGACGCAUUACGGAGGGGAAUAUCUGGGGAAAAAGACCGUGUCCAGGUCUGGGAACCCAUGCCUACCAUGGCUAAGCCGAGUUUCAAGUGACAACCAAUAUGACAAUGUUCUACCGGCCUUCUCGGAUUCCCUGGACAGCAGGCACAAUUUUUGCCGCAAUCCAGAUGGAGCUAUCCCCUCACCAUGGUGUUGGACUACCACACAUGGCAAAGAUCCCCAAAUGGAGGAAUGUGACAUCCCCUUUUGCUUUGAGCUCCUCCUGGAAUAUCCAAGCAACUCUCCGCCGGAGUGCAAGUUGACUGUGAGUGGUGGGGAAUAUGCAGGGAGGAAGAACGAGACGAAUUGGGGGCUACCAUGUCAAAGUUGGAACAUCUCUGGGAACCACGGUUUCAUUGAGGAGAUGAACAGAUGGGCUGCAUUCUCAGACAACGCACUAGAGGAUGGUCACAAUUUUUGCCGGGGAAAGACACUCAAUGAAAGGUGUACCGAUCACUGGGUCCCGGCUGAUCUGCCCAUCGUACUCGCUUUUCCUUCGGCACUUGGUUUACCCUCGGGGCACGAGACGAAGGCAUUACUCGCGGCAAGUCGGGCACUGGCCCACGACUUCUCAAUGCGUAUCCUUCCUGACCUUGACCUUGUCCCACUGUCCUUCCUACGAUAUCUCUGGGCCCACAUGAAUCAGUUGGGUUGUCUCCUAACUCCCCUACAUCAGCUUCAUCCCCUGGUACCAAUGAGUUUGUAA
Molecule: messenger RNA, 765 nt
Organism: Darwinula stevensoni
Lineage: Eukaryota; Metazoa; Arthropoda; Ostracoda; Podocopida; Darwinulidae
Source: the annotation of a GenBank genome assembly